AUGGCAGCACAAACGAGAGAGAGAGCGAAGGCUCAGAGAAGCAGAUUGCAUCUGAAGCAUGAUUUCUCACCAAGUUAUCUGUUUUCUGAUCCAUUUGCAAUUGCAUCAAUAUCCAUUGGUUUUAUUUCUUGGGCGAUCUCAUUUGCAGGGUGUAUUGCUACCGCAGUGGAGUAUACCUCGUUUCCAAGAUUUACUUGGUGGGGUAUUGCCUACCAACUGUUGAUUUUGUUUCUGCAAGUUCUAUUUUACUGUUUCGAUAUUGUUGAUCUCUACAGGAAUUUUUUGACUGCAGCUAUCGCUGUAGCAUUCGUGUAUAAUACCAACAGUGCGAAUAAUUUGGUAUACAAUGAAAGUUCAAGGACUGGCGCAGCAGCGGCUGGUGUAAUUUUAUUAUCCAUCAUUGACCUCAUAUGGAUCUUUUAUUAUGGGAGUGAUAAUGCGUCUCCUAUCAAUAGAUGGAUUGACUCCUUUGCCAUGGGAGGUAUCAGACCCUCGGCCACCGAAGACGCAUACUUCAAAGCACGCCGUCGUUCCAACAACAAAGUCCUCCCAUCAAAGAGAGCCGAUGUCACUUUUGAUGAUGGUUUGUAUACAGAAACAAAACCAGAGAACUAUGUGUCUUCAACAGCACUCGCAGGAUUUGAGCAUGCUGAUCCAUCCUAUGAUUCGCCCAAUGAAAAGAUGGAACUUCCAGCCACAACGCAGGGCAAUAACGGCUUCAACAAUAUUGGAAACACUUAUAUCACAGAUACUUCGAAUGGAAAUACUGAAACGACAAUGAGUGGCACUUUGGGCUUAUACAGUGAAGUCGGCGAAGACAGUUUCCCGUAUACGGCAAGAACUCUAUAUUCCUAUGAGGCCAAUACUAAUGACUCUUAUGAAAUUUCCUUUGGACAAGGUGAAAUUCUUAAAGUGGGCGACAUUGAAGGCAGAUGGUGGAAGGCCAAAAAGUCAACGGGUGAAACAGGAAUCAUACCCAGUAAUUAUGUUCAAUUAAUUGACAAUGACGGUGUAUGA
This is a messenger RNA of Zygotorulaspora mrakii, 1017 nucleotides long. It is a transcript of the gene SHO1, whose product is annotated as osmosensor SHO1. Lineage: Eukaryota; Fungi; Ascomycota; Saccharomycetes; Saccharomycetales; Saccharomycetaceae. The transcript has a single exon. The coding region runs from base 1 to 1017 and encodes 338 amino acids. The record is from RefSeq and is a predicted model, not a curated record. Gene Ontology annotation, biological process: regulation of actin filament polymerization. Gene Ontology annotation, molecular function: protein binding.